GCUGAGAUCCUCCUGAGAUCCUCCUGAGAUCCUGCUGAGAUCCUGCUGGAUCCCGACCAUGCAGCGUCUGCUGGUCCUGCUCGUCCUCGUCUCGCCAGCCGUCCGCCACGCCGCCGGCGGUGACGUGUGUGUGGCCGGUCAUGACAGCGGCCCCGUGUUUGAAGAGCAGCCAAAAAGCCUCAUUUACCCAGAAGGCCUGAAGAGCAAAGUGACCCUCAGCUGCCAGGCCAGAGCGAGCCCGACCGCCAGCUACAGGUGGCUGGUGAAUGGCACCGAGGUCCCGCUGGGUCUGGACCCCCGCUACACGCUGGUGGCCGGCAGCCUGGUGAUCAGCAGCCCGCAGUCGAGCCACGACGCCGGCUCCUACCAGUGCCUCGCCGUCAACCGCUGCGGCACCAUCAUCAGCCGCGCCGCCUACGUCAAGUUCGGCUACCUGGACGACUUCCCCGCAGACAGCAGGAGUCCUCAGACGGCGUAUGAAGGAGUCGGGACGUUUCUGGCGUGCCAGCCCCCUCCACAUUACCCAGCUCUGUCCUACCGCUGGUUCAUCAACGAGUUCCCCAACUUCAUCAAACGGAACGACGGCCGCCGCUUCGUGUCCCAGGUGACGGGGAACCUCUACCUGGCCAAGGCGGAACCCAACGACACCGCCAUGUACUACUGCUUCGCCACCAUCGACCUGGACAUCAGCACCAAGAGCACCUUCAGCCGGGCCAACCAGCUCAGCGUGCUGCCCGACGCCAAUCCCAGGAGGUCGGCUCCGAGCAUCAAAGUGCGUUUCCCGGCGGAGACGUACGCCUUAGCGGGACACACCGCCCAGCUGGAGUGCUUCGCCUACGGAAAUCCCACCCCGAAGCUGCGGUGGAGGAAGGUGGACGGUCUGCUGCCGUCCAAGGCGGGCGACAGCGCCGAGUCGCCCACCCUCACGCUGCCUUCGCUGUCCUUCGACGACGAGGGCGUUUACGAGUGCGAAGCCUACAACUCGGAGGGGAGCGACAUGCACACGGGACGCAUCACCGUGCAAGCUCAGCCUCAGUGGCUGCAGGUGAUGAGCGACUCCGAGGUGGAGAUCAGCUCCCAGUCGCACUGGAGCUGCGUCGCCUCCGGGAAACCACGUCCGUCCGUCCGCUGGCUCCGCAACGGACAGCCGCUCGCCACGCUGGACCGGGUCGAGGUGAACGGCGGCCACCUGACCAUCAGUAACCUGGCCCUGGAGGAUUCUGGGAUGUACCAGUGUGUCGCCGAGAACAAACACGGCACCAUCUACUCCAGCGCCGAGCUCCGAGUGCAAGUCCAGGCCCCAGACUUCAGGCAGAACCCGGUCCGGAAGCUGGUCCCGGCGGCGCGGGGCGGCCAGGUGAUGAUCGAGUGCCGACCGCGGGCGGCGCCGAAGCCGACGCUGUUCUGGAGCCGCGGCACCGAGCUCCUCACCAACAGCAGCAGGGUGACGGUCACUCCGGACGGCGUCCUGUGGAUCCACAACAUCAGCAGAGCCGACGAGGGCAAGUACACCUGCUUCGCCGAAAACUACCUGGGCAAAGCCAACAGCACUGCUCACCUGUCUGUGAGAGAUGCCACUAAGAUCACUCUGGCUCCCUCGAACGCCGACAUCAAUCAGGGAGAGAACGUGACGCUGCAGUGCCACGCCUCGCACGACCCCACCAUGGACCUCACCUUCACCUGGGCCCUCAACGGGGCCCCGCUGGAGCUGGAGGCCCCCGCCGGGCCCUACCACCGCGUGGAGGGGAAGGAGACCAUCGGCGACCUGCUGAUCGUGGGCGGGCAGCUGAGCCAGGCGGGCACGUACACGUGCACGGCCCAGACGGUGGUGGACAGCGCCACGGCCGCCGCCAAGCUGGUCGUCCGAGGCCCGCCGGGGCCCCCUGGUGGUCUGGUGGUGAAGAACGUGGCGGAGACGUCGGUGGAGCUGCGUUGGAGCCGCGGCUACGACAACCACAGCCCCAUCGGCAAAUACGUCAUCAUGGGCCGCUCGCCGCUCUCCGCCCAGUGGAGGAGGAUGAGGACAGAGCCCGCUAACAUCGAGGGCAACGCGGAGUCGGCCCGGGUGAUCGGCCUCAUGCCCUGGAUGGACUACGAGUUCCAGGUGAUCGCCAGCAACAUCCUGGGCAGCGGAGAGCCCAGCAUGCCCUCACACACCAUCCGCACGCAGCAAGCAGCUCCCACUGUGGCCCCCAGCGGUCUGGGAGGAGGAGGAGGAGACCGCAACGAGCUCAUCAUCACGUGGACGCCGAUGGCCAGAGAGUACCAGAACGGCGACGGCUUCGGCUACAUCCUGGCGUUCAGGAGGAACGACACGGAGGCGUGGACGGUGGUGCCGAUCGCCCACGUGGAGUCGUCGCGCUACGUCUACUCCAACCAGAGCCUGACGCCGUACUGCCCCUUCGAGGUGAAGAUCAAGGCCUACAACCGGCGAGGAGAAGGGCCCUUCAGCCAGGUGGCGCUGGUGCACUCUGCAGAGGAAGAGCCCACAGUGGGACCGUCCAGCAUCAACGCCACGGCGCUCACCGCCUUCGACAUCCAGGUGUCAUGGGAGCCCGUUCAGCAGCUCGGUGCCAACGGCAUCCUGCGAGGAUAUGAGAUCCGGUACUGGCGGCAGCACGAGCGCGAGGCGGCGGCGGACCGCGUGCGCACGGCGGGGCCGGAGACGACGGCGCGCGUGUCGGGCCUGAGGCCGAGCACACGCUACCACGUGGCCGUGCUCGCCUACAACAGCGCCGGGACGGGCCCGCCCUCGCCACGCACCACCAUCACCACCAGGAGGCCCCCCCCGAACCGUCCCCCGGGCAACGUGUCCUGGAAGACUGAUGGAUCAUGGGUAACGGUCAGGUGGGACGCCGUGAAGGCCAUGCACAACGAGUCCGCCGUGCUGGGAUACAAGGUGCUCUACAAGCACGAGGGCCAGACGGCGCUGAAGGUUCUGGAUAAAGGGAAGACGUCGGUCAGUCUGCCGCUGCCCAGAGACGACGGCUACGUGGUCCUGGAGAUCCGCUCGUGGGGCGAGGGCGGCGACGGCGCCGCGCACGAGAUCAUCGUGUCCCGCGACUCAGGAACCGGUAUGAUGGUCCAGAACGAGGCCCCGCCCACAUCGUCCAAUCACGGGCUUCCCCUCCUCGCCGCCACAGUUCUCCUCGCUCUGAUUGGCCGGUUGGGGCUGUGAUGCCGGGCCGUCCCGGGACUU
Molecule: messenger RNA, 3199 nt
Organism: Myripristis murdjan (pinecone soldierfish)
Lineage: Eukaryota; Metazoa; Chordata; Actinopteri; Holocentriformes; Holocentridae
Gene: cntn2
Product: contactin 2
Exons: 22
Coding region: 59-3178 (1039 amino acids)
Biological process (GO): cell-cell adhesion; brain development; axon guidance
Cellular component (GO): axon; plasma membrane
Molecular function (GO): cell-cell adhesion mediator activity
Source: RefSeq, a predicted model, not a curated record